AAGUUGCAAGUGCCAAUCUCUCUCUCUCUCUCUCUUCAGUAUAUCCAUCCACCAAUCCUUUGAAAAGCUGAGAACGUACUGAGAGUGAAUGGCUGUCCUUGUUACACACCACUCUAUCCCCAAACCACAAUUAUACUUUCCUUUUUAACACUCUUCGAGUCUUUAGUAUAUCUUCUUCUCUUUCUCUCUGUGUCUCUCUUUCUGUGCCUGUGCAAUGGCAACCCUGCAGUCACUUGCAUUCUCCUCUCCAGUCUCACACUGUCUGCAGCAACCACGCCUUCAUUCUGGCUUGUUAUCUUGGACUGUCCAUAGAAGUGCAAAGUCCACGUUCAAUGGUCAAUCUUUGCACGUGUCUCGUCCCCAAUGGGCGCCAAUAAGACGGUGUACUCAAGCAUCUAGAUCUAUUACAAUGAUGGUCAAACCAAAAAUUCAGUUUAUCCAAGGAACUGAUGAACAGACAAUACCAGAUGUGAGGCUAACUAAAUCAAAAGAUGGUACAAAUGGCGUGGCUAUAUUCAAGUUUGAGCAACCUUCUGUUUUUGACUCCUCUGGUGAAUUUGGUGACAUCACUGGAUUUUACAUGAUUGAUGAAGAAGGUGUUCUUCAAUCAGUUGAUGUCAAUGCCAAAUUUGUCAAUGGAAAGCCUGCAGGAAUUGAAGCAAAGUAUACGAUGCGGACUCCGAGAGAUUGGGACAGAUUCAUGAGAUUCAUGGAACGCUAUGCUAAUGAUAAUGGCUUGCAAUUCAUCAAAAAAUGAGGCAAUGUAUAUCCUUAUCUGUUGUCUUUCUCCUCCCUGUCAUCUCCUCCAUGUUGGCUUUCUUCAAAGUCAAAUGAAACUCGGGAAUCUUAUUAGUCCACACAUGUAGUUUAAUGCAAGUACAGCGUGGUCCCUUCUGAUUCAACCAAUUUUUCUGUUCUUAUUGAGAUUUAUGUCAGUAUUAUGUAUUUUGAGUUAUAGAGGUGAGAAAGAUUGUGUUUCAAAGCCUUAUUUCUUUUAAUUACUCUGUUGUGAUUUGAAGAAAUGAUACGAUGGUGACAGAUUAAACAAUUCAGUC
This is a messenger RNA of Prunus persica (peach), 1055 nucleotides long. Its product is annotated as photosystem II reaction center PSB28 protein, chloroplastic. Lineage: Eukaryota; Viridiplantae; Streptophyta; Magnoliopsida; Rosales; Rosaceae. The coding region runs from base 215 to 757 and encodes 180 amino acids. The record is from RefSeq and is a predicted model, not a curated record. Gene Ontology annotation, biological process: photosynthesis. Gene Ontology annotation, cellular component: photosystem II oxygen evolving complex; chloroplast thylakoid membrane; photosystem II. The transcript has 2 exons.